Molecule: messenger RNA, 327 nt
Organism: Recurvomyces mirabilis
Lineage: Eukaryota; Fungi; Ascomycota; Dothideomycetes; Mycosphaerellales; Teratosphaeriaceae
Exons: 2
Coding region: 1-327 (108 amino acids)
Source: RefSeq, a predicted model, not a curated record
AUGGCCGAUGCUGCCGCAGACGGGACGGGUUUCUACUCCAUUGGCUAUUCAGGGACGGCCGGCGAGUAUGGUUAUAACUACUACUACGGGCUUGGCUCGGCCUAUGCCUGCUGUGUCGCCGGCCAGAAUGAUCCGGAUGGCGGCCAGAUCUGGUACUGGAACUUUCAAGGAUCAGGCGAGUGCGAAGUAUACAAUGAUGGCGGGUUUUCGCAGUGCAGUCAGAUGGCUAACACGUGGACCAUCGGAACAUUCCAGCCGAUUGUCCCAGUAGUUAGUAAUGGGCCUUGCGGGGAGUUCAACACUUACAACGGAGAUGCCCUUGGCUGA